This is a messenger RNA of Saxophila tyrrhenica, 549 nucleotides long. RefSeq lists its product as uncharacterized. The transcript is spliced from 2 exons. Gene Ontology annotation, cellular component: endoplasmic reticulum; plasma membrane. Bases 1 to 549 code for a protein of 182 amino acids. NCBI's taxonomy places the organism in Eukaryota, Fungi, Ascomycota, Dothideomycetes, Mycosphaerellales, Extremaceae. The record is from RefSeq and is a predicted model, not a curated record.
AUGGACCUCAUGCUCACAGCCGGCAUGCCCUGGCCCACGACCCUCUUCGUCAUCCUCAUCGACGAAUUCAUGAUCGUGACCGGCCUCGUCGGCGCCCUCGUCAAGUCCUCCUACAAAUGGGGCUACUUCACCUUCGGCUGCGCGGCACUCGUCUACAUCGUCUACCAGCUUGCCUGGGACGCGCGCAAGCACGCCAACGCUCUCGGCCACAACAUCGGGCGUACCUUCCUGUACUGCGGGUCUUUGACCGCGUUCCUGUGGAUCCUGUACCCGAUUGCUUGGGGUGUGUGCGAGGGCGGCAAUGUGAUUGCGCCGGAUUCUGAGGCGGUGUUCUACGGUAUCUUAGACUUGCUUGCGAAGCCGGUGUUCGGCGCCAUUCUGAUCUGGGGCCACCGUAACAUCGACCCGGCGUCGUUGGGUCUGAGGCUGGUGGAUUACACUGGUGAUGACCAUGCUGUCAACGGCCACGAGAAGAACCCAGCCAACGGCACCAACGGUCACCCCACCGACGCCACCAACGGCCACACCAACCAGGAGACCUCUGUCUAA